Molecule: messenger RNA, 1269 nt
Organism: Phaeoacremonium minimum UCRPA7
Lineage: Eukaryota; Fungi; Ascomycota; Sordariomycetes; Togniniales; Togniniaceae
Product: putative brix domain-containing protein
Exons: 1
Coding region: 1-1269 (422 amino acids)
Biological process (GO): maturation of LSU-rRNA; maturation of 5.8S rRNA
Cellular component (GO): preribosome, large subunit precursor; nucleolus
Molecular function (GO): rRNA primary transcript binding
Source: RefSeq, a predicted model, not a curated record
AUGGGCUCCCAAAAGACAGGAAGGUUCUCAUCAGGGGUCUCUCUGUCAUUGAAGACGGGAAAUAAGCUCAAGAGACAAGCCCUUUUCAUACAACAAAAAAAAGCCGUCGGCAAAGCCAAACAUGAGGAGCGACACCGUCGGCGCAGAGAAGAGGCCCAAGAUCCAGAAGCGAAGAGGAAGCGAUUAGCAGCAAAUCAACCAAACUCGAUAGACAAGAAGCGAGUCUGGGAUGAAGGCGACGAAGAUUCACUCUACGCCAGCAUCGACGUCGCGCAAGCGAAGCGCCGGAAGCUCGAGGCCGAGGAAGAGGCUGAGUUUGCCAAGCAGAAUGGGGCCGAAGAGAGUGCCGAGGACGAUGACGACGAUGUCGACAGCAUGCUCGGGUCAGAAGAUGAGGAUGCCGAAGAUAAAGAGGACUCUGAAGAGGAGACUGAAAGACAAGGAAGGAAACGAGCGCAGCGAGAUACAAGCCUGGCACCAUCUACUACGAGUACAAACUUGGAUCUCAGUUCUGCCGCGCUAAAAGCCAAAUUCCCCAAUCUCUUUUCCGACGAACCUCCGGCGAUUCCAAAGAUUCUCAUCACAACAUCUCUAAACUCAAAUCUUCAUGCAGAAGCGAAGAUAUUCGAGUCAAUAUUUCCCAACAGCAAUUAUAUACCAAGAAGCGGGCAUCGUUUCGCCCGAAAGUACAGCGUCAGAGAAAUAUCGAAAUUUGCGCACAACCGCGAGUACACCGCGGUGCUCGUGUUGAAAGAGGACUCGAAGAAACUCACCGGCGUGACGGUCGUUCACCUACCGGCAGGCCCUUCCUUAACUUAUUCCAUAAGUAACUUCAUUCCCGGGUCCAAGCUUCCCGGUCAUGGAAACCCCCAAGACUACUACCCAGAGCUACUAUUGAAUGGCUUCUCAACCAGUCUUGGUAUUUUGACAGCAGGGUCUCUCAUGCAUCUGUUCCCGCCGCAGCCAGAAAUUGCUGGCAGGCAAGUUCUAACUCUCCACAACCAAAGAGAUUACAUCUUUGUUCGGCGGCACCGCUACGUCUACCGAGACAAGAAGACUACCGAAAAAAGUGUAGACGGGGUGGACGGCAAGCCGAUUGCUGGCUUUGAGCAGAUACGAGUAGGCCUCCAAGAGCUGGGUCCGAGGUUCACCAUGAAGCUGAGGAGGGUAGACAAGGGCAUUGGUCGAGCAGGGAGCGAGGGGGAGGAUGCGUUGCAGUGGGAGUGGAAAGCCAAGAUGGAGAAGAAACGCACCAGGUUCAACCUGUAA